Molecule: messenger RNA, 2034 nt
Organism: Eimeria tenella
Lineage: Eukaryota; Apicomplexa; Conoidasida; Eucoccidiorida; Eimeriidae
Exons: 1
Coding region: 1-2034 (677 amino acids)
Source: RefSeq, a predicted model, not a curated record
AUGCGGGACCCACAAAGGCACCAGCAGCAGGAGCGCGAGCAGCAGAAUCUACAGCAGCCACCAGAGCGCCACGAAUUCGAACUGUCUCAGCACUUAGAGACCCCUCGACGAAAUUCUAUGGAGGCUCCCAGCGAGGUUAUCCCUCCACAUGGGGAAACCCCUGGAGCCCACUCUGACCAGUGUCAGCUCAAUGCAGAGGCAUUGGCCCUCUUCGGACCCUCAACCCGCACACCUUCUCCACGGAGGCAGAGCACCAAUCUAAAAUCGGACUGGAGUAGCUCUCCUGAGCUCUCUGGAGCUACUCCGUCAACAUCCUCAAGAACAAGGCAUAUAGUAAACCGCGUAGUCAAAGCUACUGCCCCGCAAGAGCCCAAUCUGCGAACGCAAGAGACAGGCACUCAUGUUUUCCCUACACGGUCUUCCCGUAGGUACCCUAUGGUAUCACCGUGUGAAGGAGUCUGCCAGGAGCUUCAGCAGCGCCAACAACCGCUGCAGCUCCAGAGGGAGGGUCACCCGAGUCUAGACCCCGCUGCAGGCAGGGACGGCAGAAGUGACUCAGUCAAUCCAACAACAUCUGUGCCAGAGAUAAUUAUAUAUCCUCCAGACAGCUCCGUUGGGACUCCAGGUCUUGUCGUAUCAGAGCCCGUUGAGCACAGAAGUCUCGCUGCUCAGCACCCGCAGCAGCCCUGUGACGCAAAUUGCGACACAGCCCCUGCGCACCCUCCUGGCCCCACCGACGGGGCGAGCCCAGAAGCUCCCACAGAUGUCCCUGCAAGCCAUCUGGAAGGGCGCAGAAAAGCGCAAUGUCAACGGGCUUCCCGAGGGAUUUCAGCCCGGAGUCGUAGGGGUAGGAAGAGAAGGGACUGCUGCAUUAGGAGAGAGCCACCAGGUCGCGCAUGCCUUUCGGGGGAUGCUCACGAGUCCUCUAAACCUACCAGUGAAUCUGCGACUGCGGCGCUAGAGGCGCGGUUCGGUUGUGGGUGUAUGCCUUUCUGUGGCGGUCCUUCUAAACCCCUCCACGCAGCCCACAUUCUUGAGUUGUCUCCUCUGCUUCUGGCUAAGGUGCUUCAGUUGCUCUCACCUGGAUCUGUAACAGCGUUUGGCUCCACCUGCUGGGAGGCCCGUCGCGUCCUUUCCUCAUACUGCUGCAUCACGUCUCUUUCAGCAAGACACGUUUCUUCCCUCCUUGCGCAGCCGCCAGCCAUCCUAAAAAGGCUGCUUCCUUUUUUGUUAGGCCUGAAGACCCUGGAAAUAGAGCUUACUGCUGCAAUCUCUUCUCCACUCUUUCUAGGGGCCGCCGCUGCAGCAGCAUCAGCUACCGCUGCUGCUGCUGCAGGGAAUGUGCUGCGACCCACAGAUACCGUGUAUGACCAAGGAACCAUAAGUGGCAACAAUCUGAGUGACCAAGCACAUACUCCAAGAGGAACACGAGGAGAAAGAAGGCAGCAGCAACCGCAGCAACGGACUUCUGCUAGCAGCCAGCAGCACGAAGCAACGCAGCAAGAAGGAAGAAGAGGCAAUCAAAGAGAAUACUCCACUGAAGUUGCUCUCGAGGACCCCUCCCUGUCUCGUCUAUCUUGGGCGUACGGACUAGUACAGGGAAGGGCACUGGACUUGAUACGCCUGCAAGCACCCCUCUGUGACGCAGCAGUGGCUGCUGGAGACAUGCAGAAAACUGAAUCUUCACCAGAAUCGUUGCCCUUUCCCUGGACAACUCACACAGCAAUUCAUGCUUCUCCCUUCAUCAGUGCUCUUCGCCACUUGAAGUCUGUUUCCGCCAUACUCAAGCUCUCACCUACGGGAAAUCCCGGAGAAAUUCAAGCUGCGACAGAGCUGUUACUCCUGCUACAGAUGCUGUUGCACAGGAACGCCAGUUCUCUUGUUUCUAUAAAAAUCGCAGUCGAUCUGCCGCCCUCAUCAGUACGUGUGAAUAUGCAGUACUACGUUCGAGCUCUGCUCGAUCCACAGCAGUAUCGCGCUGCUAUAAUUAAGGACUUUUCUGGGCCAAUGCAUUGUGCGGUUUUAAAUGCUUAA